CUCCACUCACACACUCUCCCCUUUCACCCCCAAAAAUGGAUCCCAAUUUCGCCGCCGGUUUCCGCCACCGCCGCUCCCCCUCCUCCGACCGAUUCCUCUCCGUCUUCUCCCCUCCUUCCCCCGCCCCCGCCUCUGAUGGAUCAUUCGCCUCCGCCGCCGGCGACGAGCUCAGCGAGCUCGACGUCUUCUACACCGCCGACUUCUCCGACGAGCAACGGAUCAGCUACUCCGGCGCCUCCGAUCGCCGCCAGACUGAGAGGUUCGGGAUCCUCGCCGCGCUGCAGGAGGAUCGCCGCGGAAUCAGCGACGCCGUGGUGCAGAAGCCGGCGCUGUGGUCUCCGACUCCGGCGUCGAUCUCGCGCGAUAUUCCGGCGAUUCCGAAGCGGCGGAUGUCGGCCGAGCCGAAGAUCUCGCAGUCGAUGCCGGUGCGGCGGUUCCAGAAAUCGGCGCCGGUGAAUGUUCCGAUGAAGCAGCGGAAGGCGUCGGCGGCGUUCGAGGACGAGGCAGGGGAGGAGGAGGAGGUGCUGCCGCCGCAUGAGAUGGUGGCGCGUGUGUCGCUGAGGAAUGAGAAGACGACGUUUUCGGUGCUGGAAGGCGUGGGAAGGACGCUCAAGGGGAGAGAUCUGCGGCAGGUGCGCAAUGCUGUGUGGCGGCAAACAGGAACGUGGGUACGUGAAAGUAGAUGGCGAUUCUUUAAUGGGAAAAAAGAGCGAAUUAAAUUGAGGUGAAUUUGUCUACUUCGUCAAUGACUGACCAACCAAAUACAACGAUGGCAAUAAAUAUUUAUAAAUGAGAAUUGGAAUUUUCCAAUUUUACGAUGUUUCCGAA
Salvia splendens (bonfire salvia) is the source of this 828-nucleotide messenger RNA. RefSeq lists its product as uncharacterized. The transcript has 2 exons. Lineage: Eukaryota; Viridiplantae; Streptophyta; Magnoliopsida; Lamiales; Lamiaceae. The record is from RefSeq and is a predicted model, not a curated record. Bases 36 to 728 code for a protein of 230 amino acids.